Exophiala aquamarina CBS 119918 is the source of this 381-nucleotide messenger RNA. RefSeq lists its product as uncharacterized. The coding region runs from base 1 to 381 and encodes 126 amino acids. Lineage: Eukaryota; Fungi; Ascomycota; Eurotiomycetes; Chaetothyriales; Herpotrichiellaceae. The transcript has a single exon. The record is from RefSeq and is a predicted model, not a curated record.
AUGGCAGGGUUGCAAGACCACGGUCCUGUUGAUUGCUCCCUCGACAUCGACGGGAAUAAUAUCAGGAGAAGGACAGCAAUUGUGACGGGCGGUGCGAAUGGGAUCGGCAAAGCGUAUACCCGUGCCCUCGUCGCCGCUGGUGCCGACGUCACAAUUGGGGACCUCAACGCGGCCGGUGGGGAGAGACUUGUCUCUGAAUUCCCUGGGAAAGUCCACUUUGUAAAAUGCGAUGUGACUAGUUGGCAUGACCAGGCUCGACUACUCCGAGAAGCAGCAUCUUUCUCUCCAACCAAUCAAGUCCACUUUGUGGUUGCGAACGCAGGAAUGAUUCGACAAGAUGAGGUCUUCGCCUACGCCGAGGAGCCAAUGAGCCAGAGCUAA